Molecule: messenger RNA, 1232 nt
Organism: Misgurnus anguillicaudatus (oriental weatherfish)
Lineage: Eukaryota; Metazoa; Chordata; Actinopteri; Cypriniformes; Cobitidae
Gene: neurl2
Product: neuralized E3 ubiquitin protein ligase 2
Biological process (GO): intracellular signal transduction
Molecular function (GO): ubiquitin protein ligase activity
Source: RefSeq, a predicted model, not a curated record
CUAGAAACUUCAGUAAGCUAAAGUGAUUCUGGAUGGCGGAGGGGUUCGACUACUGAAAAGACCAUGUGUUCGCCAAAGAUUAUCUCUAGAGGAGUCAACAUUGGGGACAAUGAGAAUAUUUGGUUUACUGUGUUACUGUGAGUGUUGAGGACAGGCUGCAACAACAUUUAACCCUGACUGCGCAGUCGCUGCUCUUCCAUUGAUUUCCAUUGUAAAAAUGACAGCCUUUUUAGAUCAGUUCAUGGAGUUUCACUCGGUUCAUGGUACAAAUGUGAAAUUGGACCCCUCGGGAACUCAGGCCACCCGCGUAGAAAGUUUUGCGAAUGGCGUCUGCUUCAGUAAAAACCCUUUGAGCCCCGGAGAGAUCUUCCUUGUUGAGAUUGAAGAGAAGGAACUGGGCUGGUGUGGUCAUUUAAGGAUUGGACUCACUGCACAUGACCCCCGAACACUGGAAACGGUGCCUGAAUAUUCUUUGCCGGAUCUUGUGGAUAUGGGAGAUAGCUGGGUAUUUGCAAUAACAAGAAACCAUAAUAAGGUUGUUGAGGAUCAAGCCGGAGAGGUGGAAGGUGGAGAACAACCAGUUGUGGCUGGUGAGACAGGAAACAAGCCUAAAACAUUUUUCACUGACACUCACUUGUAUAUAGAAAAUAUAUGCAUACCGAGAGACAAGCUGGUGGGACGCAGUCGGCCUGGGAGGUACAGUCACAUUCUGGAUGACUUGUACAAAACCAACACAUUACCUCCCACUGCACGCCGCAGUCGCAUAGGGGUUGUUUAUGUGCCUAAGGGACAAGGCUAUGGUGAUAUGCACAUUAUCAUCAAUGGUGAAGACAUGGGAGCCUGUGCCAAGAGGAUCCCAACUAAUAGGCCGUUGUAUGCUGUUGUGGAUGUAUUCGCAGCUACUAAAUGUGUCAGGAUCGUCCAGGUGGAAUAUGGCUUUGCCUCAUUGCAGACACUCUGCCGAAAGAUUAUUCAGAAACACAUCAUUCACAGAAUGGCUUUGGACUGGCUGGAACUUCCAGAUUUACUGAAACAUUACUGUAAAUAUGAAUGAGCAAACCUGUCAGAUAUCUGGAUAGAUAGUUCCAAAGACUGCAAAACUGUGGAUUUGUUUUUAACUAAAAAAAACUCUUCGUCUGAUGCAUUACCAAAUGUUUUCUUCAAGCUUAAACUUUGUGGAUGCAAUUUAUCACCAGGAAAAAUAUUAGUAUUAAUAAAAUUUCUAUUAUGUA